Messenger RNA from Protopterus annectens (West African lungfish), 2584 nucleotides. It is a transcript of the gene RO60, whose product is annotated as Ro60, Y RNA binding protein. Gene Ontology annotation, molecular function: catalytic activity; RNA binding. The record is from RefSeq and is a predicted model, not a curated record. Bases 88 to 2109 code for a protein of 673 amino acids. The transcript is spliced from 10 exons. Lineage: Eukaryota; Metazoa; Chordata; Ceratodontiformes; Protopteridae. Gene Ontology annotation, cellular component: ribonucleoprotein complex.
ACCUGGAAUAAUUCUCUGCAAAGGACCCUCGUUAAGAGUUAAUAGCAAGAGUGCCCGCAUAAAACGCCUGAAUAAAGGACGUGCGGCAUGUACCUCUGCACCUCUACACUAGAGUUGCACAUAUGUGGAGAAAAAAAGAAAACUUCUCGCACAGUUAGUCACUGUUGGUGCACAAACUUCCGGAGACAAAGAAGAAACAUAACAGCGGGUAUCGGCAAGAUCUUUUCUCUUGAGGAGGAAGUGAUGGCAGAUUCAGGAGAGGUUGCACAGCCAGAAGGUACUGAUCAAAUGACGCCAUUGAAUGAGAGUCAGGUACCAAAUUCAGAAGGUGGCUAUGUUUGGCAGGUUUCAGACAUGACCCGCAUGCGCCGUUUUUUAUGCUUUGGUUCUGAAGGUGGGACUUACUAUAUUGGUGAAAAACGCCUAGGGUAUGAGAAUGCUACAACUUUAUUAAGGUUGCUAGAAGAAGGAAAAGGCUGUGAUGUGGUGGAAGAAAUAAAAAUAUUCAGUGUCGAAGGACGAGCUGCAAAGCAGGAUCCAAUACUGUUUGCUCUUGCUGUCUGUUCACAGUGUAAAGAUGCUAAAACAAAGCAGGCUGCAUUUAAAGCCAUGCCUCUGAUCUGCCGCAUCCCUACCCACCUCUUUACAUUUAUCCAGCUCAAGAAGGAUUUGAAGGAAGGGAUGAGUUGUGGAAUGUGGGGUCGAGCCCUGAGGAAAGCUGUGGCAGACUGGUAUAAUUUAAAGGAUGGCAUGGCUUUGGCUUUGGCGGUUACCAAAUACAAACGGAGAAGUGGCUGGGCACACAAGGACUUGAUGAGGCUCUGUCAUUUGAAGCCUGCUAAUGAAGGUAAAAAACUCACAUGUGGAGAUAUACACUCCAACCCAGGACCAAAUUCUUCAGUCCAUACAGACCUUAACCAACCAAACAGUCUAUAUAGCAGGCCAACCUCCUCCCUUUUUCUCUUAAACAUUAAUGUAACAAGCAUACUGAACAAAGUUCAAGAGCUCCAUGCCCUACUGGCUCUAUAUAAACCAGAUUUAGCCAUACUAACAGAAACCUGGCUUAGACCAGAACAUCAUGAUAAUGAAAUUACACCUCCUGGCUACAAUAUUAUACGUAAAGACAGGCAAAGAAAAAAAGGAGGAGGUGUAGCUAUUCUGUAUCAAAAUAAUCUCACACUGGAACAGUUUAACUACAGCUCUCAAGACAUUAACGAUAUAGAACUAAUUCUUGCUAAAUUAAAACUAAACACUAGCAAACGCAUAGUAAUAGCAGGUGCCUACAUCCCACCAGGUAUGGAAAGCACUGCUAAAAACAUGCCCAUUAUGGCAAUGCUGAGAAAUUUGGGGAAGAUGACUCAAGAAGCGUUACUUAAACCAGGAAGUGAUGAAGUUCAACUGGUGUGUGAACGACUGAAAAAUAAAAAAUUGUUGAAGCAAGCUCGAAUUCAUCCAUUCCAUGUGUUAAUUGCAUUAGAAACGUACAGAACAGGUCAUGGAUUGAAAGGUAAACUGCGAUGGAACCCUGACCGUGAUAUAGUGGCAGCCCUGGAUUAUGCAUUCUACAAUACAUUUGAGAAUGUGGAACCCACAGGAAAACGCUUUUUAUUGGCUGUUGAUGUCAGCGGAUCAAUGUCGCAGACUGUUUUAGGCAGCCAGCUGAGCGCUAGUACCGUUGCUGCUGCAAUGACUAUGGUUGUUUUGCGUACUGAGCAACAUUCUACCGUAGUGGCAUUUUCUAAUAAAAUGGUUCCAUGCCCAGUCACUGCUAAUAUGAAACUUCAGGAAGUACUGAGAACAAUGCAAAUGAUUCCUAUGGGAGGGACUGACUGCGCUCUCCCCAUGCAAUGGGCUCAAAAAACAAAGACACCUGCUGAUGUUUUCAUCGUGUUUACUGACAAUGAAACCUAUGCUGGAAAAAUCCAUCCCGCAGUAGCCCUGAGGAAGUACAGAACGCGUAUGAAUAUACCAGCUAAACUGAUUGUAUGUGGAAUGACGUCCAAUGGCUUCACCAUUGCAGACCCCAAGGACAGUGGCAUGUUGGAUAUCUGUGGUUUUGAUACAGGAGCACUAGAAGUUAUAAGAAGUUUUACUCUUGGUUUAAUUUAAAAGGACCAUUAAACCAGUAGUACUGUACUAUGCAUACUUCUAACAAAUUUGACUUCAGGCAGAAUGCUUGAAGGCCCCAGCUUUCAUAUAUAUUGGUUGCAUUUUGCACUAAGAUUGAGUUUUUCAUUGGGCAGUCCCAGAUGAAUUUUACUGAUCUAGAAAUGUAUAUAUUUUUAAAAGCUCCAAGUGCUAAAUACUGUUUCUAUAAUGAUUUCUUGCUAUGUUGUUCAAAACAGAAAUUAGUUUUAUAAUUAACUAUUCAUUAAUAAUUGUAAUAAGUAUAGUCAUUUGUUCGAGUAGUCUUUUCUGGACAAUAUUUAAUCAUGAAAUCUGGGAACUGUAGGCUUUUAAAUUCCAAAAUUUGAUUUUUAUAGAUUUUUAUGAUCUACUAUGUUUUGUGCAUAUGCUGUGUAUUUUCUGACAUAAUCAUACCUCUCUCAACUGUACAGAUUUUCACAGAAUGCCCAGAUUUUUG